Apodemus sylvaticus (European woodmouse) is the source of this 1455-nucleotide messenger RNA. RefSeq names its product glutathione peroxidase 3 (gene Gpx3). The record is from RefSeq and is a predicted model, not a curated record. Gene Ontology annotation, molecular function: glutathione peroxidase activity; selenium binding. Gene Ontology annotation, biological process: hydrogen peroxide catabolic process; response to oxidative stress. The transcript is spliced from 5 exons. Lineage: Eukaryota; Metazoa; Chordata; Mammalia; Rodentia; Muridae.
GCUGAGCGCUUCGGAUACCUCAGACGGACGGUGGCCACCCCAAGACGCGCCCCAGCCCGCCAUGGCCCGGAUCCUCCGGGCAUCCUGCCUUCUGUCCCUGCUCCUGGCCGGGUUUGUUCCGCCGGGCCGGGGACAAGAGAAAUCCAAGACAGACUGUCAUGGCGGUAUGAGCGGUACCAUCUACGAGUAUGGAGCCCUCACCAUCGAUGGGGAGGAGUACAUUCCUUUUAAGCAGUAUGCAGGCAAAUACAUCCUCUUUGUCAACGUAGCCAGCUACUGAGGUCUGACAGACCAAUACCUUGAACUGAAUGCACUACAAGAAGAACUUGGGCCAUUCGGCUUGGUCAUCUUGGGCUUCCCUAGCAACCAGUUUGGCAAGCAAGAGCCAGGCGAGAACUCGGAGAUCCUACCCAGUCUCAAGUAUGUCCGACCAGGUGGGGGCUUUGUGCCUAAUUUCCAGCUCUUUGAGAAAGGGGACGUGAACGGGGAGAAAGAACAGAAGUUCUACACUUUCCUGAAGAACUCCUGUCCUCCCACUGCGGAACUCCUGGGCUCACCUGGCCGUCUCUUUUGGGAACCCAUGAAGAUCCAUGACAUCCGCUGGAACUUUGAGAAGUUCCUGGUGGGGCCAGAUGGCAUACCGGUUAUGCGCUGGUACCACCGGACCACAGUCAGCAACGUCAAGAUGGACAUCCUGUCCUACAUGAGGCGGCAGGCAGCCCUGAGCGCCAGAGGGAAGUAGCUGAUGCCCCGCCCCCACCCCGCCCCCUGCCCAUCAUGCAAGGGCUGGGGAGGGGCUCUUCAGGAAGGAAGCCACACUCACAGUCAUUCUACACCCACCCCAGAUUCCCUUUAUUACACAAAAGACAAGCCUGACCAGUGUACACAACUGACAACUGUCCCAGUGUGUGCAUGGCUACAAAGUCAUGUAUCUGCCUGCUUGAAACCCAGAGACGGACCAUCUGUGGUCAUGGCUUGGCACAACAUCCUCAUAUUUUUUUUCCACUUUCUGUUCCAAAUGAGCCCAAAGGAAACACAAGUUGUAGGUCCAACGGUCCUGCUCAAACCUGAACAUCAUUCUUGGGGCCUGUAUCUCCCACACGUCCGCACUACACUUCUGGGUUCACUACACCGCCAGCCUCCUUCAUCCUUCCUGAAGGACCCUCCUAAGUCCCCAACCUCAUCCCACAGUGCUCCCGAGAACAGCCGAGGCAGGCGUGAGCAUGAUGGCCAUGUACCCCAAGUCAGGGGUGGUGUCUCCAUGAAGGAGGGGCCCGAAGCCCUUGUGGGCGGGCCUCCCCUGAGCCCGUCUGUGGCGCCAGCCCUUAGUGCAUUCAGGCUUAGGCUCCCAGGCAGGGACACCAUCCCCGCUCCUCUGGGGGACAUGCUAUCCUCUCACUCUGUCCACUGGCAUCUCUCACUCCCCAGUUGCCCAGUAAAGGUAUUUCUGCAGCA